GCAGUCCACCACCACCCACCUCGUCUGUCUUGUCGGUAGGCUAGCUAGCCAGCCAGUCAUGCCGACGGUAAAUAUCGUGGAGGUCGGCCACGUGAUCGUGCCACCGCCGGAGGACUUGGUACUCAGGCUAUCCGCGCUGGACGCGCCGUGGGUCGCGAUCCCGCUAAUCCAGCGCGUGCUCCUCUUCGUCGAUGACGCCGGCGGCCAGCAGCACCCGCCCUUCGAGUCGCUCGUGGGGUCCCUCCGUGCGUCCCUCGCGGCCACGCUCGCGCGGCUCCCCCCGCUCGCCGGGAGGGUCGUCUUCCUGCCGUCCACCGGCGACGCCGCCAUCGACUGCUCCGGCCGCGAGGGAGGCGGCGGCGUGCGGUUCGUCGUGGCGGAGAGCGACGACGCGGACGCGCGGCGGCUCGCGGGGGACGCGGACCACGACGUAGACGCGUUCGAGGCGCUCGUCCCGGAGCUCAAGGUGGAGGCGCUCCCCGCGGAGGUGCUGGCCGUGCAGGUCACGCGGCUGAAGGGCGGGGUGGCGGUCGGCGUGGCACUGCACCACGCCGUGGUCGACGGCCGGUCGAUGUGGAUGUUCCUGGAGGCGUGGGCCGCGGCCUGCCGCGGCGACGCUGCUGCCGUGGCUGACAUGACGUUCGACCGCGCGGUGGUGGCCCUCCCCGGCGGCGGCGGGGACCUCGCCAGGAGCAUGCUGCGCAAGUACGCGCCCAAUCUGCCGCUGGAAGCCAACCUGUUCCCAAGCACCCUAAUCAAACUCCCUCGUCGGACAUUCACCGUCACCGCGAAGCAAAUCCACCACCUGAAGCAAUGCAUGUCUGGCCACACGACCUCCGGGAAGGCCGCCACCACGCCUAUGUCAUCCAGCUUCGUAGCCAUCGCGGCGGUCGCCUGGGCAUCAUUCGUCCGGUCCAAGCACCCAUCCGUCAUCUCCACCAACCAUGACGUCUAUCUCUUCUUCUUCAUCGACUGUCGCGGGCGGCCUAGCAUUGACCCGCCCGUGAGCGAGAACUACUUCGGGACAUGCAUCACCGGGUGUCUUGUAAGGGCCAUGGCACAUGACCUCCUUGCUGUUGACGGUGUCGCAGCCGCCUCGGUGGCGAUUCAGCGGGAGGUCCGGCGAGCAGCGGAGGACCCGCUCGCCCUUUGGGACUGGCUGGACAUUGUAUCGUGGGUGCCACUCGACAAGAUGGUGAGCAUCAACGGGUCCACGCGGUUCAAGGCGUACGAGGUGGCCAACUUCGGGUGGGGCGCGCCGAGCAGGACGGAGUUGGUCACCAUGAGCGACGGGCGGGUAGUGCUUGUCGCCGCCAAGAACGGCGCAGUUCAAGCGUCCGUGUGCAUGCACCUGGAUCAUGGCAGCGCGUUCAGCUCGCACUUCCUUAGUUCUCUUGUUGAUUCAUGUGUAUGCAGUACGAUUUUCGAUGCAAAUUAACGGUGGAAAUUAAAACUUACCUUAUUGCCAUCACUCCGCUGGAAUUGGUGAACUAGCCAAGCCAAUCUUCUAUGAGACCUUCCAUAGUGGGGCUAUUGUAGUGAGUAUCCUGCAACUACAUUUACUGCCAACUAUUGCUGAGUUGUAGU
Molecule: messenger RNA, 1587 nt
Organism: Triticum aestivum (bread wheat)
Lineage: Eukaryota; Viridiplantae; Streptophyta; Magnoliopsida; Poales; Poaceae
Product: malonyl-CoA:anthocyanidin 5-O-glucoside-6''-O-malonyltransferase
Exons: 2
Coding region: 59-1438 (459 amino acids)
Source: RefSeq, a predicted model, not a curated record